Molecule: messenger RNA, 387 nt
Organism: Aspergillus caelatus
Lineage: Eukaryota; Fungi; Ascomycota; Eurotiomycetes; Eurotiales; Aspergillaceae
Product: carbohydrate-binding module family 14 protein
Exons: 1
Coding region: 1-387 (128 amino acids)
Cellular component (GO): extracellular region
Molecular function (GO): chitin binding
Source: RefSeq, a predicted model, not a curated record
AUGCACCUAUUGCACGCUCUUCCACUCGUUCUGGCUUCGGCCGGAGCAGCCAGUGUCUUCAAAUGCCCGAAGUCCGACAUCAGAGCGACAAAGUGUAUAGGUCCCAAAGACUGUCUCUACGCAAAUUCCCACAACUGCGACACGUUCAUACAGUGCAUUGUCAACGCCGAUGAAACGACCGGAACCCCGGUGGUGAUGCCCUGCCCUUCUGGUUUGCAGUGGAAUGAUAAAGAAAAAGAAUGUGACUGGCCAGCCAAUGCGGCAUGUGGCGGUGAAAUCGAAAUUCUCGAGGAUGAGGCGCAGGAAGCUAUUCCUCCAUCUGACGGAUCGAUCAAUCCUUCCUUUAGUUGCUCUGAUGCGCAAGCGUCCCAGGGCUCCAAACCUUAA